UUCACGGUCUUAUAUUAGUCCAUACAUGGACACACACCUAAACUAAAACAUCACCACUUUACAUUGCUCCGAACCAAGACCAAUGGCCCCGGCAGCGCCGCCGUCUCUGACGCCGGAAACCACCCCGUUGGGCUACCAACUCUUCACGCGCAUCCGCCUGGCCACCCCCUCCGAUAUUCCCCACAUCCACAAACUCAUCCACCAAAUGGCCGUCUUCGAACGCCUGACCCACCUCUUCUCCGCCACCGAGUCCUCCCUGUCCGCCACCCUCUUCUCCCCCACCGUCCAACCCUUCCAGUCCUUCACCAUCUUGCUUCUAGAAGCUUCUCCCACCCCCUUCCCCGUUUCAACCUUUGACUCCAACCCUUUCUUCAAACCCAUCACUGAACUCGUGAAUCUGAGGCUCCCCUAUGAGGACCCCGAGCGCGACACGUUCAAGAGCAUGGACGAUGUUAGUGUGGUAGGGUUUGUGAUGUUUUUCCCAAACUAUUCUACUUUUCUGGGAAAAGCAGGGUUUUACGUGGAGAACUUGUACGUGAGGGAGUGUUACAGGAGAAUGGGAUUUGGGAAAAUGUUGUUUUGUGCAGUGGCAAAGGAAGCAGUAAAAAGGAAUUACGGAAGGGUAGACUGGGUUGUGCUGGAUUGGAAUGUUAAUGCUAUUAGGUUUUACGAAGAGAUGGGUGGUGAGGUGGUGGAGGAAUACAAGUUUUUCAGAUUGACUGGGAAGGAUCUUCAAGCUUUUGGACACACUCACUGAAAAGUGUUCCACUAAUUCUCAUUCCAUGCUUGAAAUAUGUAACAAACCAUGUCAGAAUAAGAUGUUCAUAUUAUGUGUUUAUAAUGAUCUCUUCUGAGAUAUAGUAAGUUAUUAUUAUAUCUCAAAAGGAUUAUCUAAGUUAAUAUAAUUGUUGCUACUUCUUAUUUUAAUGAUGAUCAAACUUUUAGUA
Vigna unguiculata (cowpea) is the source of this 947-nucleotide messenger RNA. RefSeq names its product GCN5-related N-acetyltransferase 8 pseudogene. NCBI's taxonomy places the organism in Eukaryota, Viridiplantae, Streptophyta, Magnoliopsida, Fabales, Fabaceae. The record is from RefSeq and is a predicted model, not a curated record.